Molecule: messenger RNA, 822 nt
Organism: Dendrobium catenatum
Lineage: Eukaryota; Viridiplantae; Streptophyta; Magnoliopsida; Asparagales; Orchidaceae
Product: fasciclin-like arabinogalactan protein 14
Exons: 1
Coding region: 1-822 (273 amino acids)
Cellular component (GO): plasma membrane
Source: RefSeq, a predicted model, not a curated record
AUGGCAAUCAAAUCCCUCACCUCCCUCUCCCUCCUCCUCCUCCUCACCAUCACCGUCCUCUUCUCCUCCUCAUCAGCCCACAACAUCACUCGCAUCCUCUCAAAACACCCCAAGUUCUCCAUCUUCAACUCUCUCCUCUCAUCCACCAACCUCGCCAAAAAGAUCAAUCAUCGCAACUCCAUCACCGUCCUCGCCGUAUCCAACGCCUCCAUUGGCGGUCUCAUUGGUCUUAGCCCUAAAAUCCAGCGCCGCAUUCUAUCCGUCCAUGUCAUCCUUGAUUAUUUUGACCGCGAAAAGCUCCAGAACCUCAAAAGCCAUUCAACCAUCGUCACCACCCUCUUCCAAACUUCUGGCAUAGCUGAAGGCCGGACUGGCUUCCUCAAUGUAACCAAGUUUGCCAACGGGCGGAUCGCCUUCGGCUCCGCAGCUUCUGAGGCCCACCUCGUCGCAAAAUUAGUGGGACAAAUUGUCGCACGACCCUACAACAUAUCUGUACUCCAUAUCAGCUCGAUCAUCGACCCUCCGGGCAUCGAUGGCCCCCACCAUAACAAUACUCCACCAUCACCAUUGCCUCCCGCUCCAACCAAGGCUGAUGCAAAAGCUCCGCCUCCUGCUGCUGAAGCACCAGUGAUCAAACCUAUUGCUCCAGUCAUCGAUGCGCCAGUAACAGAACCUGUUCCAGCUGAUGCACCGGCCAAAGAUUCGUCGAAGGUAGAGCCGCCGAAGGGAGCGGAAGAUGAUAAAGUCAAGUCAAGCGCCGGGCGGGUGGCGAUCAGAACAGGCAUUGGUGCGUUCAUGGGUGUGGCUUUAAUUGCCCUUUAA